AUGCCUGUACCCUCUGCUCAUCUCAAUCCGGCGCCUAUUUCUCGCCAAUCUUCGCCUCGUAGGCUUAGGUUCGUGGCCUCGGAUCCAGACCGGGGUGGGUUGCCCGUGAAGCGCAAGCACGUGCAGCAGGCUUGCGCGAUCUGUCGUCACAAGAAGAGGAGAUGCACUCAUGGAGGCCAUUCUGGCGAAGCGCAUGCUCCUACCGAGCCCCAGGAAAAGGCCCCAUCUUACACCGGAAUACAUCAGCGGACAAGAAGACAUGAGCGGACAAAACGCAAGGAGAGCAGAAACGAUGGGAAUUUGAAUGAGUCUCCAUCGAUAUCGGUAUCAGCAUCUGCUGGCCAAGCAAGUACAGAAGACCUGGCCGCUCAACCGCGAGAAGCCGAUCUGCAACGGACUACUCGCUUUGUUUGCGACUCAAACCCAGAGGCUCUGUUUGUGGAAGCCACGAUGGAAGCUUCAGCAGAGUCUACACAGCGAAGGCGAGAUGUCGGUGUAUGGGUUCCCGAUGACGCGGGGAAUACGGGACAGCUUAAAAUGUCGCGGCCACCUCCCAUUGUUGACCACAUCCUCGUACCGUUUGUUAGAGAGCAUUGUCUUACAACCCUCCCCCCGGACGACGACUUUUGUCACUUCAAGGCCGUCUAUAUCAAGAAAAUCCACCCUCUAUUCCCCGUGAUUCCCGUCUCAGCCCUCGACAGCAGUCUGCACGAGCCAUCCGACCUGCUGGUUCGCCAACUUGUGUGUCUGGCUGCGGCGGCGGACCCCGACCUUGCGCCCUUUCUUCGGCUGAAAAACAAAGGACAAGACCUGCUGUCUGCUCGAGAAUACCUCGAGGCUCUGUCGUCGUCGAUUAGGGCAAUCAUGGAGACGAGUCUCGUGACGGACAGGGUGCUACACAUUCGGGCACUCGUGAUGCUAUCCCUCUACGCUCAGCCGACGUGCGCCGACGAUGCCGACCUUCCAGCGCAGCUAGGUGGCCGGGCUGUACAUCUCAUUUUCUCUCUUGGCAUGCAUCACUCGCUCCACGACACGCCCGAUGCCGAUGAUAUGGAAACAUUGUUCUGCUGUGUCUGGGCUGUAGAUCGCAUAAAUGCGGCCACGUACGGGUGUCCAUGCUUUAUGCACGAGCGAGACGUGGGCGCAGACUUGGGGAGCUGCAUGAGAAGACGGCCAUCCUGUUUUCGCUUAUUUCUAUCUGUGGUGCAGUGGAUCAGUCAGAUUCUCGACCUCUAUCGCCCAGAACAAGUGUCCAAACAAUCUUCGAGUCCGCAGAUUAUCAAGUGCGUUGAUAUGCCUGAUUUCGAAACCAUGGCUCUCGACGCCGAUGCUUUGGAAGUCCCAUUGAAUCUACUCGCAACUAUCGAGACAUUUUAUCAUGCCGUAGUCAUCUUGUCGUGCAAGACGCCCCGCUCCGCAACGACCGCAUUAUCGCCCUCCGCGGAUGCUAGGCAGUCUCUAGCCGCCGAGAGAAUAUCCUGUGCCGUGGCCAGAGAACAUCUAAGUCCCAUACACAUUGUGCCAUAUGCGGCCUCCCUGGCGCUCAGUGUCGAGUAUCGCAAGAUGAGACGCUGCCACCUGCCAUUAUCUCGAGCAAGAGCCAUGGUUUCCUUCAAGCGUAACUGCAAGAUGCUACAGUCGUAUAGGGACCGCUUCUGGAGCGCCAAUGUUGUCGCCACUAUGGCGGAGAGUGUACUAAGGGAAGUUGAAAGAGCGGUGAGUGCGUUGACGCAAGCGGGUAGUCCAGACCACGGGGACCGACAGCCUUGGCCCAGCAACCUCCAUCAAAACGGCGACAACGAGCUCCCUACAAAUGUGCUUACCGACGGCCCAGCUGCUCCUGUCUUUGGGACUGAGAUGGAUACGACAUUUGACUUUUCGCUUUUCGGUGCCGCGGGUGAGGAUAUAUUCGGCUAUAUUGAUCCCACAUUCGAUUUGAACGCCGUUGACAAUGCCCUUGCGGCGAAUCUGGAAAUUGGUGUACCCUUCAGCUGGGGCGAUUGGGAUUUGACCGAUACAUAA
Molecule: messenger RNA, 2022 nt
Organism: Beauveria bassiana ARSEF 2860
Lineage: Eukaryota; Fungi; Ascomycota; Sordariomycetes; Hypocreales; Cordycipitaceae
Product: fungal specific transcription factor
Exons: 3
Coding region: 1-2022 (673 amino acids)
Biological process (GO): DNA-templated transcription
Molecular function (GO): zinc ion binding; DNA binding
Source: RefSeq, a predicted model, not a curated record